AUGAUAAGCCACGCACCUGCCGCGGUCACUACCGUUCGCGGCUUCCAGACUACACCUGCUACCUCGGGCGACGAGGACUCUGAUCCUGGACACAACGACGUCCCUACCCCCCGACGAAAGACCCCUAGCCGACCUAUCAUCAACGAUGUUGUCAGCGCCAACUGCAGCCCUAUUAUUCGAGCAUCUUCACCCGCUGUUUCAGGCAUCGCCAAGCUGCGAAUGCAAAUGGAACCUCUCAGCCUUGACGGAGGAUCUCCCUGUAUGAGCCGCUCUGGAAGUCAGCAAGGAACCGCCCAGGAUUUUCGAAAGCAAAUGCUCAGCCGUACACAGAGCCGAGAGGAUGUUCGCAGUGAGGCUGGUAGCGAGAUUUCAGACAGCUCUAUUAGUUACGAAGUGAACCUCGAGCAUGAUUUCACUAGCGAGAGUGUUCGAGAGCGUAGUGGAUACCUCGAACCUCUUGAGGGCGGCCUUGCGCCGAAUCGUAAGAUGACGUCGGAAGACUUCGAGCAACUGCGAUGCCUUGGCAAGGGUACCUACGGUACUGUGCUUCUAGUCAAGCAGCGUGCAACCGGAAGGCUCUACGCCCAAAAGCAGUUCAAGAAGGCCUCUCUGGUGGUCCACAAGAAACUCAUCGAGCAGACCAAAACUGAGCGACAGAUCCUCGAAUCUGUUAACAGACACCCGUUCGUUGUCAAGCUGUUCUACGCUUUCCAGGACCAUGAGCAGCUGUACCUUAUUCUCGAGUACGGACAGGGUGGUGAGCUCUUCACCCAUCUUGAUACUGAAAAGAUGUUCUCCGAGACUGUGGCUGCUUUCUAUAUGGCAGAAAUGCUUCUGGCUAUCUCGCAUCUGCACAACGAUCUUGGCGUGGUCUACCGCGAUCUCAAGCCAGAGAACUGCCUUCUGGACGCCGAAGGCCAUCUCCUCCUGACCGACUUCGGCCUCUCCAAGGUUUCUAGUGAUCAGUCUGAGGGCUGCAACUCGAUGCUGGGAACCGUUGAGUACAUGGCACCCGAAGUUGUGCUUGGAAAGAAAUAUGGGAAAGCGGUCGACUGGUGGUCCUUUGGAGCGCUUGGAUACGACCUGAUGACUGGAAACCCACCUUUCCGUGGUCAGAACCACGCCAAGAUUCAGGACAACAUCGUCAAGCAGAAGCUGGUGCUUCCUUACUUCCUGAGCGCCGAUGCCAAGGAUCUCCUUACUAGACUUCUUCGCAAGGAUCCCAAGAAGCGCCUUGGAGCAGUGAUGCCCAACGAUCUCACGACUAUGAAGAAGCACAGAUUCUUCCGCAAGAUUGACUGGAAGAAGCUCGCGGAACGGGAGCUCGAGCCACCCAUUCAGCCUAUGAUCACGGAUCCUGAGCUAGCCGAGAACUUCGCCCCAGAGUUUACUGAGCUGGCCAUCAGCCCGGUACUGCCAAACAAGGAUGCCUGGCCCCGAAGCCUCCCUAAGGAUGAGCAGCUCUUUGGUGGAUUCAGCUUUGUUGCGUCUUCAAGCUUGUUGAAUGAAGACCGGUUCGCAGCUUAUGCCCAGACGUGA
Fusarium coffeatum is the source of this 1539-nucleotide messenger RNA. RefSeq lists its product as uncharacterized. NCBI's taxonomy places the organism in Eukaryota, Fungi, Ascomycota, Sordariomycetes, Hypocreales, Nectriaceae. The record is from RefSeq and is a predicted model, not a curated record. The transcript has a single exon. Gene Ontology annotation, molecular function: protein serine/threonine kinase activity; ATP binding. Gene Ontology annotation, biological process: protein phosphorylation. The coding region runs from base 1 to 1539 and encodes 512 amino acids.